GUUUGAAGAAGCGCCAGCCGAUGCGAGGCCAUAGAGGCAUCGGUUAGCCGCGGUCGUUGUUCUCGAACCGACGGGUCUGAAGGUCAAUUCUUCUCUUUAGAAAAUCAAUUUCAAAUAUCUCGUCCCCGUUUACAUGCAAUCUCCGGUUUGAUCUCUGCUUCCUUCCUUCCUUCCUUUCCUUUCCUUUAACAAUGAGUUCCGUAGAAAUCACCAGGAACUCACAACAAGAAGAACAUGAAACACUAUUAUGUUCCACUCCUUCUCCUUCUCUUUCUACUCCCAUACAAUUACGCGGCUUCCUAACCGGCGGCGACACCAUCCAAGUCCGAGGAGACAUCGACGAUUUCAAUUUCUCUUUUCAUCUCAACUUUCACAAUCAUCGCUCCCUUCAAUUUCCCCAACCAACCCCUAUUUCCAAUCAUCACAUUUCUAAACAUUCAAACUCUUCCUCGUCGUCGGACUCCAGUUUCCCUCAAGACCCCAACAACAACAACGGAGAAGGAGAUAAUAAUAAUAAUAAUAUUCUGAUACGAGAAUCAUCCACCAAUUACAAAGAUGAUACCCCAACAACAACAACAACAUCAUCAUCAUCGUUAGAGCGAAGAUCAUCGCAGAUCGUGACAAGGUUGAGAAGUGGGGCGUUAUCUUCGAUUGUCUAUUUUCUUCCGCAUCCUCAGAGAAGAACUUCUUCUUCUUCUUCGAAGAGGAAGAAUCGGAAAGUCAGAAAGAGGGUAAUUAAAGAAGUAGUAGUGGAGGAGGAGGAUUUGCUAGAGAGAGUCCUUAGGAGGCGGUCUCUUCCUUUAAGACCCUGCAAUUCUUAUGCUUUCUUUGUUAUGGCAACAUGGGAAGGAUUAAUGGCAAAGGGGAAGAAGAAAGCUUCUUCUUCUUCUUCUACUUGUUCAUUUUCUGAUAGAAGCAGAGAAUUGGGAAGGAUGUGGUCAAGUCUGAAAGAGCAUCAGAAAAAGGUGUUUGAGGAAAUGUCUGUGAAGGACAAUGCCAGAUAUAAAAGGCAGUGCAUAUUGUUGAACAAGGAGGAAGAGGCAACCGGAGAAGGGAAUUUACCAUCUUAGCUAUUGUAAUAAUAAUAUUCGUUUUAAUUGUAUAAUUAAUAAU
Impatiens glandulifera is the source of this 1113-nucleotide messenger RNA. RefSeq lists its product as uncharacterized. Lineage: Eukaryota; Viridiplantae; Streptophyta; Magnoliopsida; Ericales; Balsaminaceae. Gene Ontology annotation, biological process: regulation of gene expression. Gene Ontology annotation, cellular component: nucleus. The record is from RefSeq and is a predicted model, not a curated record. Bases 192 to 1070 code for a protein of 292 amino acids. The transcript has 2 exons.